Molecule: messenger RNA, 2052 nt
Organism: Exophiala xenobiotica
Lineage: Eukaryota; Fungi; Ascomycota; Eurotiomycetes; Chaetothyriales; Herpotrichiellaceae
Exons: 2
Coding region: 1-2052 (683 amino acids)
Biological process (GO): regulation of DNA-templated transcription
Molecular function (GO): DNA-binding transcription factor activity, RNA polymerase II-specific; RNA polymerase II cis-regulatory region sequence-specific DNA binding
Source: RefSeq, a predicted model, not a curated record
AUGGACGCUUCCCGGGGGAGAUCUCCCUCGAGCGGCAAUGCGCAGGACAUGAGCCCUCAGCCUUCGCCGAAUCAAUACCACACAAGCGUACCAGGCGUAAUUCCGUCGGUACAAGCAGCGCUCACCACGGGCAAAUUCACAAAUUCACAAUCGUUCGCCGGUCCGUUCUUCGAUCCACAGCAACAGGGUGGACUUCAUUCGGACCCUACAGAGCAAGCAUUCUACGGAGACAAUCAAUAUCAGAACACCUUUCAGGACAAUCAAUUCGCUGGCCAGGCAUUUGAUCCAUCCUUCAACACCAGCUUUAUCUACCCCGGGGGAAGCAUGUCCAAUGACUUCCAGAACUACUCCAUGAGCACCGCAUACGACAUGAAUCCGCAGGCAAAUAUCAACCCGGCAGACCUGAGCAAAGUAUCUUCUCCGCAGGAUCAACAAUCACCAGGAUUGCAGCCACCGGAGAACCUGCCUUCGCAACCUGGAUCUCCUGCCUCGACCAACGGCCAGUUCUACACGCCGCAGCACUCAAGACAUGCCUCUCUUGACCCUGCGAGCGCAUAUGGAGAUAGCUUUUCCGGGCUGAAUUUUCAGCAGCACAGAAGAGCGCCGUCGGAUCAUAGUGAGAUCUCAUCAGCUUCACACUCUCCAUAUCUUGGGCACGCAGAGCUCCACGAGUCCUCUGACUUGAAUCGUUCUCCAUUUCUUCAGGCGCAGCCUGAUACCAACAAUGCCUUUGGCAUGGAGAGUUUCAGUCUUGCCGAGCAGGCAUCUUAUCGUUCUCCGAGACUCAUGCCUCAUAUGGAGGGAACUCAACAAGGCCUUGGGGUUGACCAAGGCUUGACACUCAACCAGCCCAUGGGUAUACCUAUCCCUAAUGUCUACACCUCGCAAGCACCAGCCUAUCCAUCAAUCGUCCCGAGCAAUCAUAUGCGCAAUACCUCAGUAGUUUCUGAAAUUGGGCAAGCUGAUCAAUUUGCGCCUCCUACCAUCAAUAUCGAGCCAGCGCCUGUCUCUAGACAGCAGAGUUUUGGGCCACAGGGAGAACUUCUAGAAGGUGCAUUGAGUCCUCCUACUUCGAGUAGAGGCCGCAGUAGGAGCAAAUCCGAUGUCACAUUUAGUAGACCAUUGUCCCGAGCCGGAUCUCCUGGACUCACUUCGACAAACAAUCUGGCUGUCUCAAGAUCUCCCGAGAGGGGCACUCGGUCUUUGUCGCGCGAAUCCUCGCCUGGACCAGUCGCUUCUGGCAGGGUUGAGAAGAAUCGGCGUGCUUCAACAUCUUCCGUGGGCCAAACUCGAGACUACAUCCUAGAUCUGGCGGAUCCUAGCAGACCCAAUGCUUCACCCACCGCGCAAAGCACCAGAGUUCAAAAGCAUCCAGCCACCUUUCAAUGCAAUCUCUGCCCGAAGCGGUUUACUCGCGCAUACAAUUUACGCUCGCAUCUACGGACCCAUACUGAUGAGAGACCCUUCGUGUGCACAGUGUGCGGCAAGGCAUUUGCCAGACAGCAUGACCGCAAGCGCCAUGAAGGUCUCCAUAGCGGGGAAAAGAAGUUUGUAUGCCGAGGCGAACUUCAUACCUCCCCUGGCCAGCAUUGGGGGUGCGGACGACGAUUUGCUAGAGCUGACGCUCUGGGUCGGCAUUUCCGGUCAGAAGCCGGCAGAAUUUGUAUCAAGCCAUUGCUGGAGGAAGAAAAGGCCGAACGUCAAAACCGAGCUAUGAUGGAGCAACAGCAACAGCAGCAGGCACAAUACGCCCAGAACAGCCUUCAACCUCUACCGCAACCAAUGAUGAUUGGCAUGGAUCCCAGUACAAGCACGGGUGGAUUUGCUCUUCCGGCAGCCCUUCUUCAACAAUACCCUGCUCUUCAGAAUAUCGAUUGGUCGCAGAUAUCUGCGGUGGAUGAUCAAGGAGAUCUGAGUGAUGUUGGUGGCAUGGGCAGAGCCAGCUUCGAUGGUUCGAGUGGUGGAGAGUAUUAUGAUGAAGAGAUAAGUGACGGCUAUGUUAGCGGCAGUGGCCUGGACUUCUCCAAUCCUGGACCCCAGAUGUACAUGUGA